AUGGAUUCACCUAUAAGAAAAGUCCAGAAAGGACUAAUAAACAAGACAUGGGAGCGAUGCAAAUCAUUUGGUGGCAUUGGAAGAUCCAAAAGAUCAUCAAUAUUUUAUCAACGUGGGAAAAGUAAAUCGUUGCCGCACGAUCUUUCCACCACUCUAAAUCACGAUCAAGAAGAAAAACAAAUGAUCAAGAAACUUAGGGUGGCUCCUCAAGGUUGCUUUUUCAUCUACGUUGGAGCCCAGAAACAAAGGUUUGUUAUCAAGACUGAGUAUAUAAACCAUCCUCUCUUCAAGAUUCUGCUUGAAGAAGCUGAAUCUGAAUAUGGAUACAAAACUGAAGGCCCUUUAAAGCUUCCGUGUGAAGUUGAGAUUUUCAUAAAGAUUGGUGGUGGAGUGGCUUUUGUUGGUAGAGGUGGUGAAUCUGGCAUGGAUGUGUUGAUAAGUGGUGGUUUUGUAGUUGAAAAUGGUGGUGAUGGUGGUUUUGGCAGCAAUGACGAUGGUGAUGCUGUUAGGGGCUUGUGA
This is a messenger RNA of Olea europaea var. sylvestris, 519 nucleotides long. Its product is annotated as auxin-responsive protein SAUR50-like. The transcript has 3 exons. The record is from RefSeq and is a predicted model, not a curated record. Bases 1 to 519 code for a protein of 172 amino acids. Gene Ontology annotation, biological process: response to auxin. Lineage: Eukaryota; Viridiplantae; Streptophyta; Magnoliopsida; Lamiales; Oleaceae.